AUACAUCCGUUCCAAACACUAGCUUUAAAUUGUGACAGGUAGCCCCAGAGGGAAAGAAAAAGACAAGAGUGAAGAACGCAGGUGUCAUACCCUGAAGACCCCGGCGCCCUGUCCCCCACCCCACUCUCUCAAUGGCCAUCUCUUUAAACACUCCUCUUCCCUUCCGCUUCCUCUCAGGCUCACCACCCCCAUUCCCCCUUUCUAAUUUAACCCCAAUUUCACCCUCACUCAACCAUAAUCGCCUGAGUUCUUCCAGGUUCAACUUCCCUGCACCAACAACCAACCUCCCCACCAUCAACUGCGAUUACACUGCUUUUGAAGUUAGAGAUGUUAGCUAUCAGCCUCCGGGGACUCAGCUUAAGCUACUGAAUUCAGUUAGUUUCUCACUUCCGGAGAAAAGUUUUGGUCUAAUUUUCGGACAAAGUGGAAGUGGGAAAACAACACUCUUGCAGCUUCUUGCAGGAAUAAGCAAAUCGACCACUGGAUCCAUUUACAGCCAAAAGUAUGGAAAUGAUGGAAAUCCUAUCCAGCCUCCUGAGCCUUUGUCACCAGAAAGAGUUGGUAUUGUCUUCCAGUUUCCUGAGAGGUAUUUUUUAGCUGAAACUGUGCUUGAUGAAGUCACUUUUGGGUGGCCAAGGCAAAAGGGUAGCUAUCAAUUGAGAGAAAAUCUUGCUUUAGGGCUUCAAAGGGCAAUUAACUGGGUUGGAUUGAAUGGGAUAUCAUUGGACAAAAAUCCUCAUUCCCUUAGCGGCGGUUACAAACGGCGCCUUGCUUUGGCAAUUCAAUUAGUGCAAAUCCCUGAUCUAUUGAUAUUGGAUGAGCCUCUUGCUGGACUUGAUUGGAAAGCACGCGCAGAUGUUGUGAAGCUUUUAAAGCAUCUAAAAAGGGAGUUAACUGUUCUUGUUGUCAGCCAUGACUUGAGUGGCUAAGUGACAAAUUCAAACCUAUCGAUACUAUAUAGGAGUUUGUGCGUGCUGUGAACUCAUAACAGUCACUCAGUGCCUCUAUUAUGACCUAGUGGUCCAUUGUUUAGGUGUUGUAAUUUUUCCAGUUGAUCCUCAGUGUUUUGUGAAAUCUUUAGUUUUUUAUUUUAUAACAAUUUGUCAUAAACAUCUCUAAUGUUCUAUUUAUUCCACCUGGCUACAAUUAUGGCAAUGUGCUGAGCACUACAAAAAUGGUACAAAUGUUGAGAGGUUACGUGAACCAAUAACAAGAAGUGGAGUGAUAAAGUAAUUAGUGAAAAAUGGAGGAUUUAAUGAUUUAUGCACACCGCAGAUUAUAUUGAUUGAUUUCAUAAUUCCUUUGGAUGGGGAUCCUAUAAUUUAUACGCUGUUGAUGGUUUUAAGGACUUCAAGGAUAAAAGCAACAUGGCAUCCCUAAUUAAAUCCACUUUCUUUCUAAGUUGUUCAACCAAAGAAAGUAGCCCUCAUCAUCCCAACCCCAUACAUCAAAUUAUGGAUCACCCUUUGUAGGAUCAGUUCCCUCAAUGUGCUUUAACUUCAUAAAAUCUUUGAUACUGUUUAGCUGACCUGCGCCCACAACAAUUAAUAUUUCCUAUUAAGGUGAUAGCCAUAGUUAGGGUGUAGGACUGGAAUGUCAUUUAGCUUUGCAGUUUAAACUGGGUGUGGGUUAGCUAUGAAGGGCUAUUUUGGAGUUUUCAAGUUCUGUUUUGGAUGAAAAUGGGGAUCCACGGCAUAGCAGCUUGAAGGUGGUCGGUAGUGGUCGAAGGUGAAUAGGGCAUGUGUCCUCUCUUACGACAGUUAUCCUUACACUAGCAAUGGAGUAAAGGUCCAAAAUGACUCUUGAAAUUCGCACCGUGCCUCAAAAUGGCCCUCAAAAUUUCAAUUAACCUAAUAUGGACCUGCAGAUUUCAAUUCGUGACUCACAUUAACUCCUAGGUUCAUCUCCGUUAAUAGUGUUCUGAGUUGGCAGUUAAGUUGUCAUGGGGGUCCAAUAAAAAACGACACUGUUAUGUGGUGGAUGCAAGUUAAUGUAAUGUUAAAAUACGUCUUUUCCCCAAAACAAAUUAUCUUUCUCAGCCAAAACCAUUGACUCUUUCUUUCCUUUCUUUUAUGGCGACAUCAUAAGCGAGCUUGUUGCUGCAACCUUCCUGUACCCAAAGCGUUCUGUAUCAUUCUGUUGGGGUUGAAUUAACGAGAUGAACCUAUAGACUAAUGUGAGUUACGAAUCAAAAUUUGGGAGCAUAGAUUGGGUUAAUUGAAAUUUCAGGGAGUCAUUUUAAGGCACGAUACAAAGUUUUGGGGCCAUUUGGGACCUUUACUCCAAGCAAUGAGAAUGAUGGGGUUAGUGGAAGCUGGAAUGCAUGCUACCACAUAGUAGAGUGAUACAAAUCAUGUGGCUAUAUAGAGAUACAUUCUCUUGCUAGAUUCUAGCCUUCUAGGUAACAUGCUAAGAUAGAGAAGAUCAUGCCGAAACCUCUAGUAAAUGUUCAUAAAAAAUAAAUAAAUAAGAAAAACCAUAAAUGGUUACUCAGAACUCAAAAUUCAAAUUAGCUUUGACUUAGACUAAGGACAAGAGAACAAAAUCGAGUAGGCAACAAAAUAGGGUUACUCUUGCCAGGUUUUAUAUUCCAUGCUAAGAUUAAGGUGCUCAUGUUGAAAUAGGUCUUUUGGUUACAUAUA
Arachis ipaensis is the source of this 2642-nucleotide messenger RNA. The record is from RefSeq and is a predicted model, not a curated record. Lineage: Eukaryota; Viridiplantae; Streptophyta; Magnoliopsida; Fabales; Fabaceae.